Messenger RNA from Leptopilina boulardi, 815 nucleotides. It is a transcript of the gene EMC8-9, whose product is annotated as ER membrane protein complex subunit 8/9 homolog. The transcript has 5 exons. Bases 3 to 665 code for a protein of 220 amino acids. Gene Ontology annotation, cellular component: EMC complex. The record is from RefSeq and is a predicted model, not a curated record. Lineage: Eukaryota; Metazoa; Arthropoda; Insecta; Hymenoptera; Figitidae.
AUAUGUGUUUGUGUGUGUACGUGUCAAAUCGUGUAAAAAUGGCUGACGUUUAUUUUUCUGCUCGUGCUUAUUGUAAAAUUCUUUUACACGCUAUUAAAUAUCCUUAUUGUGCAAUAAAUGGUUUAUUAUUAGCUAAAUCGAAAAGUAAAUCCGAUGCAAAAACAAGUGAAUUACAAAUUGUUGACUGCAUUCCAUUAUUUCACAUAUGUCUACAUGUUUCACCGAUGUCAGAAGUUGCUUUAACUAUGAUUGACCAAUAUGCUUCUCGUAAAGGGCUCGUGAUAGCAGGUUAUUAUUUAGCAAAUGAAAACAUAAAUGAUAUGAGCACGGAUAAACCAGCUCACAGAAUAAUGUCUGAAAAAAUAGCAGAAAAUUUCGGACAGGCUCUCCAAGUUGUUAUUAAUAACAAGGAAAUGACUUAUAAUAUGGAUAUUAAUCCAUUGAGGGUCUCUCAGCACGCAGACGGAAAAUGGAAAUCUAAGGAUAAAGCAGAUAUAAAUUUCGAAGGUGGAAAAACACUAUUUGAAACAAUGGCUUGUCUAAUGAAAGAAGAAGACUUCAAAAAUUUAGUCGAUUUUGACAAUCAUCUUGACAAUAUUGCUUUAGAUUGGCAAAAUUUAAAGCUCAACGAUAGAAUAGAAGAAGUUAUGGAGAAUAAUCAAUAGGUCGGAAAAUUUCACUAAUUUUUUUCAAUUUUAAUAUUAUUCACAAAUAAUCCGUUUUCACGCGUUUUCUCUGUCACCAAUCAAAUGAAAGCCAAUCAAAUGUAAAUACCCUGUAGAAUUUAUAUAUAAAAAAAAUUGUUUCUGUUUUUA